Messenger RNA from Drosophila busckii, 1198 nucleotides. RefSeq names its product protein yellow (gene yellow-g2). The transcript has 2 exons. NCBI's taxonomy places the organism in Eukaryota, Metazoa, Arthropoda, Insecta, Diptera, Drosophilidae. The record is from RefSeq and is a predicted model, not a curated record. Gene Ontology annotation, cellular component: extracellular region. The coding region runs from base 1 to 1152 and encodes 383 amino acids.
AUGCGUUCACAUUUAGCACGCUGGCUGCUGCCGCUUCUCUUCGUUGCCGCUGCCCAAGCGCAGGGCACCAAGUACGGCCUGUGGACGCCAGAUCGCGCCCACGCCGACACACAGCCCAUACAGUGGACGGGCGGACAGUUUGAGUUUCCCUGCGCCAGCACCAAGUCGCUCUUCAAGAGCUCCGGCAAGUACAUAGCCAAGAACGUGAUUGCAACGCGUGCCCAGCUCAUUGGCGAUACCAUCUACUUGGCGCUGCCGCGUUAUCGCAAGGGCGUGCCAGCCACACUGGUCAAGUCCACAGUGCAGCCAGGCACUUGUUCCACGACCUUCAAGCCCUAUCCUUGCUGGGAUAUGCAGGAGGAGGGCAACUGCAAGGCCUUGCAGUCGGUGGUGGAUCUCGUAGUGGAUCAGAAUGAGGUGCUCUGGGUGCUGGACACGGGCAUAGUCAACACGCUGGAGACACCAGUGCGCAAAUGUCCGCCGAAGGUGGUCGCCAUGUCCGUUAAGACCGGCAAGGUGCUGAAGACAGUCUCGCUGGAGGGUCUCACCUCGAGCAGCUCGCGUCUGCAGUAUCUGGUGGUGGACUAUGCGCCUGAUGGCGGCUGCUUUAUCUACGUCAGCGAUGCGGCCAAUCGCGCCAUCAUCGUCUAUAAUCUGCAAGCGGAUCGCGGCUUCCGUGUGGUGCUGCCCAAGGCUGUAUCCGCUGGCUGUCGCUCCCGUGAUGUGCUCUACAUAGCGCUCAUACGCCGUGACUGCGGCUCCACGGAACUCUACUUCACCUACCUAAGCACCAGCAAGCUGUUCUCGUUGAAAUCCGAGUAUUUGCGCAGCGGCGUGGCCGAUGGACGCAUUUUAGAUUUGGGUAAAAAACCAAGCCGCAUGGUCAUCAUUGGUACGGACAAUGGAUCGGCCAUAUUUUUCCGGAAUGAGGGCGAUGCGGAAGUGUAUCGCUGGGACACAAAUUCCACGUUCGCCGAGGCCAACUUCAAGCCCGUGUACCGCAGCCAAACAUGCCAGCUGGUCACGCAUGCUGUGCCCGAUUACAAGCGCAACACGAUGCGGGUGCUGCAAAGCAAUUUUCCGGAUUAUAUGCAAAAUCGCAUAGGAUGCGGUGCCAUACAGCAGCUUAACCAUAUGCAAGGCUGUUGGUAGGCAACUAUAACAGCAACAACAACAACACGUACACAUACAGACACAA